CCCACUGAGCAAGGCCGGGGAUCGAACCCGCAACCUCAUGGUUCCUUGUUGGGUUUGUUAACCACUGCGCCACGACGGGAACUCCAGCAAGUAAAUUUUUUUUGACAAAUGUAAAUAAAGAUCAGAAUAAGGCGUCUAGACUGCCCCACAUGUAAGACACUCAAUUGCCACAAUUAUCCUCCUUGUAGUAAAUGUCCCUAUUUUCUUAAAAUUUUUUGACUUUUCAAAUUCCUAGGUUCUUAUGAAAUUGUUAGUGUCAACUGAAAAAAAAAAAAAAAAUGCAAAACCUGAAAGCUGAGAGUUAAGUUUUAUUUGGGGUGAAACUGAAACUGACAGUAUUAACGGCCUGAACCUAGCCAGAACACAGAUUGGGACUUGAACCCAGAGUAAUUCCAGAUGGGGACUCAAACCCAAGGUUUUAAAUUAGAAUCAAUCACCCUAUGUCUGGAUUCACUAAGGUUCAGGAUCUUCAUGUCCCCAUGCAGAAGGAAUUCAGCGAGAGACAAAGUGAUAGGCAAGAAAUACAGUUAUUAGGAUAGGACGCUUGUGAGAGAUGCAAGCAUCCUGGCAAGGAGGCUCUGCCCUGAGGAGCUGGUGGGUUAGUUUUGUCAUCCAAGGGGAGUCAGGGUUGGACAAGCCUGCCUUUUCCUUUCCGGGAGUAGCAGCUCCUCCUUGGUAUCAGGUAAGGUGUGUGUUCAAAUCAGCAGAAGGGAGGUCCUCAAACUCCAUCCCUUGGUCUGAAUCUGAAUGCAGGCCUCAUCCCAUCUCCCAUCCAAUGACCUGAGGCAAUUCUCGCACUUGUACUAGUCAAGCAAGCCUGCCUUGUUCUGAUGACUUUUCUGAGCAAUUUAUUAACUUACAGUGAUCUCCCAGGGUUCCCUAAAUUUCCCUGGUUAUCUGUGGUCCUUUGCUGGGACUUCUAAAACCACCUGUGCCUACUCCAUCCCUGUCAAAAUUAGGACUUAAAUCCGGGAGGCAGCAUUUGAGGUAGCCGUGGGAAACUUCUCAGAGGAGGAAGCUAGAAUAUGAGUUUUUGCCACAAAGGGAAGGUAGUAGGAACAAAAGAUUUACAGACAACCAGAUUUACCUGAAGAGAUUUAUAGAAAACCAGUUUCUAUGGGAAGAUGUAAGUGUCCAGGCUUACUGGAAUCACUUCUUUGAUAUGCACCUCAGCGGUGGGCCAGUCUUCUCUGUUUCUUUCCUAGGUUCUGCUGGGGACAUGGCUUGGAUUGUCAGUGUCGAAAAAUGAAACACAUGAACACAGGGAGAUCUUGACAAGGCUCUUUAUUUCUGCGGAAGGGCGCACGCGUGUGCUCAAAAAGCCCGCGCACUGAACAAAGGACCCUCCCUUGUUUAAUCCCUAAUGCAGGAUGGAUAGAGGCCUUCCCUACCCGAACUGAAAAGGCAAGGGAAGUAACCAAGGCACUCCUGAGAGACAUUAUUCCCAGAUAUGGAAUGCCUCUGACCAUCGGGUCAGAUAAUGGACCGGCAUUUGUGGCUGAAACAGUACAAUAGGUGGCAAAAGCUUUACAGAUCCGAUGGAAACUACAUUCUGUGUAUCGCCCUCAAAGUUCAGGGAAAGUAGAACGCAUGAACCGAAGCCUUAAACAGACACUGGCAAAGUUAUGUCAGGAAACUGGCUUGCCCUGGAUAGACAUGUUGCCGGUGGCCCUCUUAAAAGUGAGAUGCUCACCCCGAGCGGGAAUAGGAUUCUCGCCAUUUGAAAUCUUAUAUGGAAGGCCACCUCCACUAAUCAGUUUAAAAGGAAACACCAGGGAGUUGGGAGACUUGGAAUUACAUAAAGAAUUACAAGGACUGGGGCUCACUAUUUCUCGGAUACAUAGAUGGGUCACAGACAGAAUACCUGUGUCCUUAGGUAUAACAGUACACCCCCACAAGCCGGGGGACCAGGUGUGGAUAAAGGACUGGAAAAAGGAGCCUUUGAGGCCGGUAUGGAAGGGCCCCUAUACUGUAAUUCUAACCACCCCCACUGCUCUUAAAGUAACAGGAAUAGAUGCUUGGAUCCAUCAUUCUAGAGUAAAACCGGCUGGCACAGCUGACGACCUUGGAGAGUGGGAGACUGCCCUCGAUCUGGAGAGACCUCUUCGCCUGACAAUACAGAGAAGGGGACGACGAUCUCAAAGCCCUGCUCUGACCACACCGGAAGCUGGUCCGUCAACACACAGCUGAAGCUUGAGGAAUCGGCAGCCUGGUAAAAUAAACUGCCUUACCUCCCUUCCACAAGAGACUCUCUAACUGUCAUAUACUGUUAUCUUAUGACCAACAUGUAUGUUUGCUGCCUGCUACUGUUAAUCUGGUCCCCUUUGGUUCUGUCAGGAUCCAUGUCCUUAUGUGACCCGUGCAUUCGAGUGACCUGAUCAGAUCAAGGGGUUACAUGGACUUUGCUUUACUCCACUCGUUUCUCCUGUUCCGGAGAAAUUCAUGGAAGUUGUACUCACAACAGGACCACUUAUUCUAUCUGUCAACAGGGGGACCAAUAUACUUGCUUUGAUCCACGAUACUCACCAACUGAGGAAUGGUUAGAAGUCCAGCGCUCUCAUAAGUCAGGGCAGCUAAUUAAUCGGACCCAAAUUACCAACCCCAAGUUGCCAGUGUCAAUACUUUUCGAUGCCUGUGAAGCUAUGAAUGGGUCAUGGACUUCUACUAGACCAUGUGGAAGCUCAUCAUGGGAAAGAGAAUAUAGGCUCCAGCAUAAAUAUAUGUGCUGGGGGACCACCUGGAAUGAUUGCUUGGAAUGCACUUACUGGAGCUGUGUGGCCUGGGCAACUGGAAUAAGGGAGACAAAACAGCUGUCCUUCAAAAGGGUACAGCCCCUCCAGACUGCCAGACUAAAACUUGUAACCCAGUUAAUUUCACUAUUUUCAAUUCCAGUGAGCCCAAAUGGAAGGAGGGUUUCAAAAUAAGCAUUCGCAUUGACGGAAGAGGCCUUGACCCUGGAGCUGUGUUACAUUUCCAGAGAAUCACGUUUGCGCUCCAAGCUGCCUCUCACAGCAUCUUUCAUUCCUUUUAUGAAGAAAUAAGAAACACCCCACCUCCCAUUGUGGCCACAACUAAGAACUUGUUCUUAGCCCUGGCAGAAACUAUUGCACAAACUCUCAAGGUCUCCUCUUGUUAUGUAUGCGGGGGAACAAACACAGGAGACCACUGGCCUUGGCAAGCCAGAGAACUGGACCCAUUAGAGCCUCCUAAUGAGACUGCAUACCCCCAACUCACCAAUGGGGUAUGGCUCCUCAGAACUGCUAUUAUAGGGAGAAAUUGUCUUGCGAGGUGGGGAGGACGGUUUAAUGUUUCGGUAGGAAGCUUAACAUGUUUAGGCCUAAGGUAUUAUAAUCUGACUGCCCAAAAGACUCAAUGGUGGUCAUCCUCCAAUCACUCAGAGCCCAAGCCUAAUCCCUUGUCUAACUUUUCCCACCUUCAACAAGCAUGGGAAGAUAUCAGUACUAAUAUCCAGUGGCGGGCACCAAAGGGAUUAUAUUGGAUUUGCAAAAAAUGGCCUAUUCCAUACUCCCCCCAAAUUGGGCUGGGGCAUGUGUACUGGGAACAAUCAGACCUUCCUUCUUCCUGCUCCCGCUGUCACUAGGAGAGCAACUGGGAGUUCCUAUAUAUAGGGCACAGGGUUCCCAGAGAGACCGGAGGGCUCUCCAAAUUGGAGAGUGGAAAGAUGAUGAAUGGCCCCCAGAAUGGAUAAUUCAAUAUUAUGGACCUGCCACCUGGGCAGAGGAUGGCUCUUGGGGAUAUUGCACCCCUAUCUAUAUGCUGAACCGCAUCAUCAGACUACAGGCAGUUUUGGAACUUAUAACAAAUGACACUGCAAGGGCCUUGACUAUAUUGGUCCAACCACAAACUAAAAUGCGCAGUGCAAUCUACCAAAAGCGCUUGGCCUUGGAUUAUUUACUUGCUUCUGAAGGAGGGGUUUGUGGAAAAUUUAACUUAAGUAAUUGUUGUCUACAAAUAGAUGAUGCUGGAAAGGUGAUAGAGGAAAUUGCUGACCGCAUGACUAAACCAGCCUGUACAAACUUGGAAAGGAUGGGAUGCAGACAGUCUCUUUGGUAAAUGGUUCUCUUGGUUGGGAGGAAUUAAGACAAUGGUUGGAAUAGUCAUGGUUAUACUCGCAGGGUGCCUACUUGUUCCCUGCCUUGUACCUCUCCUGAUAAAUAUUAUAAAAGGUUUUAUAAAAACCAUGGUUGAAA
Molecule: messenger RNA, 4211 nt
Organism: Sus scrofa (pig)
Lineage: Eukaryota; Metazoa; Chordata; Mammalia; Artiodactyla; Suidae
Source: RefSeq, a predicted model, not a curated record